CGGUGCUGCCUGGGCUGCCCCGGCCCCCUGCGUGCGGGCGGCCGCCUCCCCCGCCUCCUCCCCCGGUACAUGGCUGGCGGGCCGUACUUGUCACGGUGUCACAUCCUCUCUGCCGGCUGCGGCCCCAACUUCCCCCCUAGCUCGGCUGCCGCCGCCGCCCGGGGCCACCGCAGCGGCAUGGGAUAGAGCACAGCUGCCUCAGCGCCUGGCCGCCGCCUCCGUCGCGCAGCCCGGCGCCUCGCCGCACGCUCAUUUUAAAUUAAUUUCCCCCCCUCCGGUUUAAAUUCCUCACCCGUACUCCCCCCCACUGCCUCUUCAUCCCCCACACCGCCUCUUUCCGUUGGCACCCCCUUCCCCUCCCGUUUGGCCGCCCCCCGUUCCCCUCAGCGCCUCCCUCAACGGUCCUCAACGGCCCUCGCCGCGGAGCCCCCCGGAGCGGAAAACUUCUGAGGAUUAAAUGUAAAGCUGCUCUGUUAAGUGACCAUACCAAAAAAGCCCUGUUUACGUCUUCUGUGCUACCAGUGAAACAGAUAUAUGUUGGGGAAAGGAGGAAAGCGGAAGUUUGACGAGCAUGAAGAUGGGUUGGAAGGCAAAGUGGUGUCUCCUACUGACGGUCCCUCUAAGGUGUCUUACACCUUACAGCGUCAGACUAUCUUCAACAUUUCCCUUAUGAAACUUUAUAACCACAGGCCAUUAACCGAGCCAAGCUUGCAAAAGACAGUUUUAAUUAACAACAUGUUGAGGCGAAUCCAGGAAGAACUCAAACAAGAAGGCAGCUUGAGGCCCGUGUUCGUGACUGCUUCGCAGCCCGCCGACCCUCUCAGCGACAACUUCCGCGAGGCCCAGCCGGCGUUCAGCCAUCUCGCCUCCCAGCCCCUUCUCCCCACUGACUUUGUAAGCACUACGCCCCUGGAGUCUUGCCUCACCCCAGCCUCUUUGCUCGAGGACGACACUUUUUGCACUUCCCCGACUGUCCAGCACGAUGGUCCGACGAAAUCACCACCUCCUGCUCUCCAACCAGUCAAGGACAGCUUCUCCUCAGCCUUGGACGAAAUCGAGGAGCUUUGUCCAGCACCUACCUCUGCAGAGGCAGUAGCAGCUGAAACAGCAGCUGAUGACUCUAAAGACCACCCCAGCGAGUCCAAUGUUCAAAAGCCCGAGGGCCUCCCGGAGAGCAGAACAGCCGAAUCAAAACUCAUGGACUCGCUACCUGGCAACUUUGAGAUAACGACUUCCACAGGUUUCCUCACAGACUUGACCCUGGAUGAUAUUCUGUUUGCUGACAUUGAUACGUCCAUGUAUGAUUUUGACCCCUGCACAUCUGCCACAGGGGCUGCCUCAAAAAUGGCUCCUGUCUCAGCAGAUGAGCUCCUGAAAACUCUUGCUCCAUACAGCAGUCAACCAGUAACUCCAAAUCAGCCUUUCAAAAUGGACCUCACAGAACUGGAUCACAUCAUGGAGGUGCUUGUUGGGUCUUAAAAUAUAGAAAUAUAGCAACUUUUUUUUAAAAAAAAUUUUAAGUACCAGUAUAUACACUUGGUAGUAUUUCCAUAGUCCCUCCCACCCCCAAUUCACAGCACUGUGCAUGCAUCCUUGCUUGCCUUUUUUGAAAAGAAAAGGAUCACACUAGUUUUUGCUUCAAGCAGAGUUGGAGUGCCUUCAUCCAUGUAUGACCACUUUUAAUGUAUUUUUUUUAAAGUGGUUCCUCAAGGAAGACCGAAUAUCCUGGUAUAGGAAAGAAUAUGUAUUGUAGACAAUGUUAUGUUAUUACAAAAAAAGAAGAAAAAAAAUUGUAACAGCUAAGCACAAGGAUUAUGUUGGGGAAAGCUGUAAAUUGCAUGUGCAUAUUUGUCUAUUUUUUCUAUAAGUUUUAUUGCAAGAGGUAAAAAAUUUUAUUAUUUAGAUAAUCUCAAUACCAUUUUAGCCCUGUAUAGGUUGACUUAGCAAUUCAGCCUUUUGGAGGCAUUAACCUGCUCCUCUUUAAGUGUUGCAUUUACAUGGCUGUUUAGAAACUGCUGCCCAAAUUUAUUUUAUAUUUUUGUACAGAUUCUGCAGUUUAUGAUAUUGUUUUUUCUAAAAACAAAUGCUGUUUAUACACACAAAAAAAUAGCUAUUUUGAUAGGAUUUGCUCACAUAGUUCCUGCAUAAUUCAGAUGUACAAGAACCACUUGUACUUUUAUACAGAGUUGUAAUGUUUUAUAUGUGUAUGGUGCAAAGAGAAAAUUGGAUCAAAUAAGCCUGCAGUCGGUUUCCCUGAAUGCAAACAAAAAAGUGCUUUAAGAAAGGGCUGGGAGCUGCUUCUGCAGGAGUUUCACAAGUGUUUGCUCCCUGCUGUACCCACUGCGCACUACUGUGAUUCCUGAAACUUAGAGCCAUGUCCUUUUCCAACACGUAUGUGAAGCAGUUGGCAGGAAACAGUUGUGGAACUUCACCUGAAGAGGUCCUGAGCACCACCAUGGCUGCAGCCUCCCCGCCCCGGCAUCGGGCUGGCAUCCCCGAGCCCACCCGUGUCCCCCUUGCCGGGGCAUCCAUCCUGCGUGACGUGGAGCUCCUUAACACGGCGGCAGAUCAGCACUUCCUCACCUGAAGCUCCUGGGAAUGGUUUUGAGGGGGCAUGUGCCCGUCACCCGCCAAGAGCCACCUCUCCUGGCAAGCUUCCUGACCGACGGGCAUAUGUACAGAGCGGGCAGAAGACCGGCAUUGACGGUGUCCACUUGCCCUUUCUUGGAGCAUUUCUCCUUCCCUCUCCCCACCUCACUGUGCUAAGUGCUGAAAAAGGCAACUUCAGUAUUACUGCAGUGAAGCUCAUCUCUUACCUGCACUGGAUGGACUCAUGUUAAUAUCCAUUGCUGUUGAAACUGGAGCCAGUCGUGUUACAUCACUUGGCAUCUCGUAUAGGGUUGGUUUCUUGUAUCAACUGUGUUACCUGCUUUACACUUUAUAGACCCAUUUUACAAUGAAUAUACAGACACAGCUUUCUAUGCAUGGUCCCGUUCCCCGUAACACCCGAGAAGUCUUCUCAUUACUGCACCAAUAGCAUUUUUUUUUAAGUUCAUUGUGGUGUACAUUUAAUUUAAAAAAAAAAAAAAAGUUUGCAAUGUAUCAUGCCUAUUGCUGAAGUUGCUAUGGCAUUUUAGUUUUUCAAUGGUACUUUAGCUGUUGAGCACCGGUUACAGCCUAUAUUGUUGACAUGCCUAUGGCUUCUUUAGGAAUAACUUUUAUAUUUAUUUAAGAAAUUUUAAAUUAUGUUUUACGUCAUUUGGCAAUAUUCAGUCAGUUCUGCUCCCUUCUUGUCAUGGAUGAAAUUGGGUCUUGUCUGCCUUUUAAGGAGGCAGCUUUUUAUAAAUUGGCACUUUAAAACAGGCCAUAUAUAUUUAUUAGUAUAUAGAUAGGUAGAUGUAACAUAGAUAUGCACACAGACACAGUAUAAAAGCAAAUACAUUUUGCAAUGAAGGAACUCCUAAUCAAAAUGAAAUGCGUCAUGUACAAUUACAAAAUGCGCUUUUGGCUCCUAAUUCAUCUGCCGGGGUGAGACAUCAGGCUGGGGGAGGAGGGGGGGGAACUGGCUGAGCAGGGCGUGUGUGCUUUCUUCUUUUUUUUUCCAAGCCGAACUCAGUGAAGCAGCAGGAUUGCUGAUGGAUUUGCAGUCAUUUCCUUACACUGACUGAAAGAAAAAAAGGUUUUGCUUCAAACAGAAAACCCUUGACCAAGUGUAGCUUUAGGGACCAUCAGAAGUGAGGGGGUGGGCAAGGAGGGAGAGACAGCUCUGUCUCGCCCCCAGCAGCGACUGGACAUUGCUCAGCUGCAGUCCUUGGCCCUUGUAGGAAAACAGCCCUGCUAGAUUCUGCACCUUUCGUAACUGGGAGAAUGCUAGCCACGCAGGACCCCCGUCUGCACCAACCUGUAGGCAUGCAGUAACUUGGUUAAAAACCAAUUUACAGUGCGCUGGAGCUACCCUUUUUUUUAGGAUUACUUGUGAAUUUAAACAAAGACCAUAUGCUAGUCAAAAGUUCACAUCAUUGCCAGUUUUGGGGAGCUGUGCUGGCCUUUAAGUGGGGUUAGUUGAAGUUUUUUUUUAUCCACGGAACAGGAGACGAGCUCUAAAUCCACUUCACCACUUGGAGGACGAUGUCUGUGUAUCCUUGGUGCUGAAGCGCACGUCCUAUGGCAGAGGAGAUCCCAUAGGACACAAACAUACCUGAGUUAGGGGCUAGAUAAAAGGUCAGCAAGGCUGGUGCUGGUCCGGAACCGUGGCAGGCUGUGGAGGGAAGGGCUCAGUGGUGGUUUUGCCACGGUCCAAACAGCAGCCACGUGUGGAACAUCUACGCCAGGGACGGAGAUUGACAUUAAUGUGCAAUGAAGUGACAAGAUGGGAGCAGAAUAACAGAGCUUUGGAUUUGAAGUGAUUUUUUUUUUUCUUUUUUCUGUUUUUCAUAAAUUAUUUAUUUUUUUUCCUUCUGUAAAUAUAUUUAUUUUAUUGUGAAGCUAACAACAUCUGGAUUGUAACAUGUACAGAAUGUAUGGUAGGAAUGUAUUCUCUCGUAGGAAUGUAAAUCUGUAUGAAAAAGGGUAUGGGAGCCAGAUUCAGAGAAAAUGAAUUGAGUUCCAGUCAGGAUAUGCAUGGUUCACAGGACUUUUUUAUUUUUCCCCACUCUUUUUCUAAUAUGGGUCUGCUUGUUUGAAAUAUGCAAAAAAAGGUAUGGAUGAGGGACAGUUUUAUGUUCAAAAUUAGUCACAGUCAGGCUCCUACCCCACCAGCUUCUCAAGACUGGCCUCCCCUAGCACUCUGCUGGAAUCUGCAACAGGAGCCAGGAGCAAAUGCAAUCAUCUCCAUCGCGCUGGCCUGGUAAAUAUUUUAAAAAAAGUGAUUUUUUUUUUUUAAAGUUUUUUUUUUUUUUUUAACCACACAAGGGAAGCCCAUCUGAAGUCCCUGGGGCUGGACGGCUGAAGAAGGUUGGAGGAUGUUGCCUCCAGCCCCAGAAGCUGCAACAGAGCUGACACAGAAGGUAAGGCCAGACAAGGAGCCGUGACCGCACGCUGCACGUGUGGCAGAAGGUUUGCUUGCUUGAGUUCAAACUCCCUGCGUUGCUCUGCGUGUCCCGCCAACCCGUCCUCGGACCCCCCCCCCAGGUCCCCUCCAGAGUCCGGUGGGACCCCACAGCCCUAUAUGCAAAGGAAGGGGAACCUUCCUCUUCAAGAGAACAUUGUCGAGCAGCAUCAUAUUUGCAUGCAUCAACCUGCCACCUUCCUUGCAGCCAUCUAGAACAGCAAGACCCUAAAGCCACUGGCUGAAGCAAUGGCUGUAAGAAUAAAUUCAGGCCUUGUGAAAGGUAAUUUGGUCUUUCCUCAGUGCUGCGUGGCAAUAGCCUGGGUUGUUUAAAACCAAUGUUUUGAAUCCAAAGUUUACACUUUUAGCACCAUGAAAUUGAGUAAAUCAUAAUGGGUCCUGUCUGACAAACAGUUUGAUUCACUCCGGCAUAUUGUGAACUUUUUGUUCUUGUUACAGGGUUUCUUUUGGUUUGGUUUUGGGGUUUGUUUCCCACUCCCCCGUCAGGUUUCAGUACCCUGCUUCUGUGCAAGUUGCUUUCAGUGCUUCUAUUAAUUAAUGAGACUGAACAUUUUUAAAUAAAUUAGUUAUUUUUUAAGCACUUUUUCUGAAAAUAAGCCUAAUGCAAGUUCUGGAACCUCUUUAAAAACACAAAUUGCAGAUAAAAAUCCCAGCCUCAACUUCUGUCUAAUUCCGAGUGUAAUCUGUACUAGUGCCUAUAAAGGCCAAGAUUCUGGAAAAAGGUGUAAAUAGUGUGACAUGUUCAGUGCAUGGUUGUUUGAACAGGGCUUGUUAUUGUUUAAAAAAAAAAAAAGAAAAAAAAAAGAAGGCGGCUGUAUUUCCCCUUCCCCUCCCACAGACCUUAGAGCUGUGCCUUUUCUAUGCAAUAUUACAGACAUAUACAUCUGAAACCAGAUUACUGUAUUCACAUGUAGGUAUGGGCUGUAAUCAAAAAAAAAAAACAAUUGGACAAAUGUACAUGGAAAUGAGCAGUCUUACUUUUGUAGUUUUAUAUUAUACAAUAAACAAUUAAAAUAACACCCGGCUUCCUUCUUUUCCUGCACAAAAGAGGA
Grus americana (Whooping crane) is the source of this 6120-nucleotide messenger RNA. It is a transcript of the gene SERTAD2, whose product is annotated as SERTA domain containing 2. Gene Ontology annotation, molecular function: transcription regulator activity. Lineage: Eukaryota; Metazoa; Chordata; Aves; Gruiformes; Gruidae. Gene Ontology annotation, cellular component: nucleus. The record is from RefSeq and is a predicted model, not a curated record. Bases 535 to 1479 code for a protein of 314 amino acids. The transcript has 3 exons.